Molecule: messenger RNA, 1527 nt
Organism: Adineta steineri
Lineage: Eukaryota; Metazoa; Rotifera; Eurotatoria; Adinetida; Adinetidae
Source: the annotation of a GenBank genome assembly
AUGCAUAAGUUUGUGUGUCUUCUUCUCAUAUGUGCUGUCAUAGGUGCACAAUGCCAAGGUAAAAAACCCGGCAAAGAUAGUCAUGAAGAACAGCCAGAUUCUAGUGAGGAACAUGAGGGACGACCAGAUGCCGGUAAAGAACAUGGAGAACGACCAAAUGGUGACAAAGAACAUGGAGGACGACCCGAUGCUAGCGAAGGACAUGAAGAAUUUGAAAAACGUCCUUCACCACAACAUGGUAAAGGUGGUAAAGAUGAUCUCUUUCAAAGACAAAAUGGUAAUAACAAUGGUGAUGAUGUGAACAUUAACGUGAAUGUACGUAUUGGUAGUGCUGCUCAAGGACGCCCUCAAUGGUUCGGUGAUCGACCACAACAAGGUCAACCUGAGCGUGAUGAUCAUAGUGGUGAACAAAGCGAAAGCCACGGUGGCAAGAAACCUCGACCAAGUCAUGAAGACCAUAGCGGUGAACAUAAUGAAAACAAUGGUGGUAAAAAGCCUCGACCUGAUCGUGAAGAACAUAGUGGUGAAAAACCUGAGCACAAUGGUGGAAAACCUGAGCACAGUGGUGAAAAACCCGAACAGACUGGUGGAAAACCUGAGCAUAAUGGUGAAAAACCUGAACACACUGGUGAAAAACCCGAGCACACUGGAGAAAAACCUGAACAGACCGGUGGAAAACCUGAGCAUAGUGGUGAAAAACCCGAACAGAAUGGUGAAAAACCAGAGCACAGUGGUGAAAAACCCGAACAGAAUGGUGGAAAACCUGAACACGGCGGUGAAAAACCUGACCACAGUGGUGAAAAACCCGAGCACAAUGGUGGAAAACCUGAUCACAGUGGUGAACGACCUGAACAUGGCGGUAAACGACCGGACCAUGGUGGUAAACGACCUGGCCAUAAUCAGCAUGGUGGUCGUCAACCCGGUGGUGAACAUGAACGAGAAGACGAAAAAGAUGAACCAUGUGCUAAUCAAGAUAACGAACAGAACUUAAACAAUAAUAACGAAAUCGAUGUGAAUGUAAAUGUUCGAAUUAAUCGUGGAGGUAAUCGUUAUCAACAAAACGGUCGUGGUGAUCGUCGUCCUCAAAUCGGAAGUGAAGAUAGUCGACCAAAACCUUCAAAACCUGAAGGAGGUAAGAAACCUUCAAAACCCGAAGGACAUGAAAAACCACCAAAACCUGAGGGAGGCGAAAAACCAACAAAACCCGAAGGGGGUGAAAAACCACCAAAACCUGAAGGAGGUGAAAAACCAACAAAACCUGAAGGAGGUGAAAAACCAACAAAACCAGAAAAGGGUGAAAGUGGUGAGAAACCUUCAAAACCCGAAAAACCAGGAAAAGGUGAAAGUGGUGAGAAACCUUCAAAACCUGAAAAACCAGGAAAAGGUGAAAGUGGUGAAAAACCUUCAAAACCAGGAAAAGGUGGAAGUAGUGAAAGUGGUGAAAAACCUUCAAAACCAGAAAAAGGUGAAAAACCUGCAAAACCAGACAAAGGUGAAAGUGGUGAAAAACCUUCAAAAACUGAAUGA